This is a messenger RNA of Tachyglossus aculeatus (Australian echidna), 432 nucleotides long. It is a transcript of the gene MLN, whose product is annotated as motilin. Gene Ontology annotation, cellular component: extracellular region. The coding region runs from base 1 to 432 and encodes 143 amino acids. Gene Ontology annotation, molecular function: hormone activity; motilin receptor binding. The transcript has 5 exons. The record is from RefSeq and is a predicted model, not a curated record. NCBI's taxonomy places the organism in Eukaryota, Metazoa, Chordata, Mammalia, Monotremata, Tachyglossidae.
AUGGUGUCCAGGAGAGCCGUGGCAUUUUUGCUGGUGGUGUACGUAGCAGCCAUGAUGGCCGAAGGCUUCGUUCCGAUCUUCACCCAUAGCGAUGUUCAGAGGAUGCAGGAGAGAGAGCGGAAUAAGGGGCAGAAGAAAUCUUUGACUGUGCAGAAGAGAUUGGAUCAGGGAGGCCUCAGGACGUUGGCAGAGCCCCACGGAGAAGAAGAAGAUGAAAUCGUCCAGCUGGCUGCUCCUGUGGGAAUUGGGCUAAGGAUGAAUUCCAGGCAGCUGGCAAAGUACCGGGGUAUCCUCGAGGAGCUGAUUGUGGAGGCGUUGCUGUCCACCCAGAACGAAAUGCCAUCCCAAGCAGUCAGCCUCAGAGAAACCCAGCUCUCGUUGGGCUACGGAUCGGGGGGUGACCAUUUUGCCCUCAAGCUCCAGAUGUCCUAG